Messenger RNA from Mizuhopecten yessoensis (Yesso scallop), 2941 nucleotides. RefSeq names its product MAM and LDL-receptor class A domain-containing protein 1-like. Gene Ontology annotation, cellular component: membrane. The record is from RefSeq and is a predicted model, not a curated record. The coding region runs from base 58 to 2919 and encodes 953 amino acids. The transcript is spliced from 17 exons. Lineage: Eukaryota; Metazoa; Mollusca; Bivalvia; Pectinida; Pectinidae.
CUAGACUGUCUGUUAUAGUUUUCUAGAGAUAAGCUUCGGUAGCUAUAGGUACGGACCAUGGUGACAGAGAACCACUCCGCGGGUAGACUUCCCUCAAUCCUCGCCUUACUAUUCGUCACGCUCCAUGUGUCAGCGUUUGUAGCCGUCACGGUUCUGCAGUUUCGUCAUGUGCGUGAGUUGGAGCAGAACUUGUCUGUACGGCGGGCAGAUAUCGCCGACCUUGUGAACACGUGUGGGACAGCCCGCCAUGGCCAACACUCCCUGCACUUAUUUAAACGCUCACUUGAUGAACUUGCCAGGAAAAAUGCUACCUUCGAUGUCACCUGGAAGCUUGUAAACUCACGGCAGACCACUUCGGUGUCUUCUCUGAUGUCAAGCGUUCUACAAGCUCAGGAACAGCAGCUAAUUCAGAAGUGUUCAGGGGACGUCAAAAUCUGCCUUUCAGGAGAUAUCGGAGAUCCCGGUACCAAGGGAGACAAAGGUUUUCCUGGUGCUAAAGGAGAUACAGGAGCCCCAGGUAUCGCUGGCAUACAGGGCCCGGCGGGGUUAAAGGGGACCAAUGGUAUCAGUGGUACUGCGGGUACCAAGGGACACAAGGGGCUGAAAGGUACAAACGGACCACACGGUUUAAAAGGUGAAGCUGGUACGAGAGGUUCCAAGGGACUUUUGGGUCCCAUAGGAGCUACGGGGUCACCAGGUGCAAAAGGCGGCAUAGGAGAGACUGGAGAAAAUGGAAUGAAAGGACCGAAGGGAAGUCCUGGCCUGAAAGGGAAAUCCGGAGCAGACGGAGUUCAUGGACUUUCCGGGAUGAAGGGAGACACUGGUGAUCAAGGGCCGCAUGGUCUCCCUGCUGUGUACACGGGACCCGUGUGCGGAUGUAUAGAGGCACCGUACAUAUCUACGUCACAGGAAUCCAUACCCGGAACUAUUGGAGGCAGUCUUAGUCUCACUUGUCUAUCAGACGGAAGUCCACCUUCCGCUGUCACGUGGUACAAGAUCAACGACCCCGGAUGUAAAGUUAAUGGUACUUCAGGGAACAUACUUACGAUAUCAAAUCUUGAGCCAUCCGAUAUCGGCCAAUAUAUGUGUGUGGCUUCAAACAGCCAUGGCAAUGCAUCGAAGAGUGUUGACGUCACUACAACAGAUUCACUGCAAGUGCUGGAAUGCAGUUUUGAGAGUCAGACUAUUUGCCAUUGGACCCAGUCACGUGACAACAAGAUUAACAUGACGAUAAACUAUGGAUCAGCCGGAACCUCCGCAACAGGUCCGAGUGUUGACCACACGCUCGUAACAGCCACAGGUAAGUAUCUGUAUUUAGGAUCGUCCCCGACCUUAGUUGAUCAGACUUCACGGAUCGAGUCGAUGACGGUACCAGCCAACCAGGACCAGUGCUUCACAGCUUGGUACAAGCUGGACGACAGAAAUUCAGGCAGCCUUCAAAUCUACAAAAAGAGUUGUGACGGUUCUCCAGAACAGAUGUUGUUGAGUAAGGCUGGGAAUCAUGGUCAGGGCUGGCACGAGGUCUCCGUGUCGAUUCCGGCAGACCCUGCCAUGGGUGUCAAGCUCAUCAUACAGGCCAAGUCCGGAAACAACAUACAGGGUUACAUCGCCCUAGACGAUCUACAUCUCACCAACGGACUCUGUGCCUUCCCACCACCUGUCAUCGCCGGGUCCCCAAACGUCACACUGACCACGCCCAUAGCAUCACAACAAGUUUUGACAUGUAAUGCGAGCGGUAAUCCAGAUCCCACUAUUACCUGGUCCAAACCGACUUCCUGUCAGACCCUUAUAGCCACUGGGAACUCUCAUACACUAAACCCUAUCACGUUUGGUGAUGGAGGGAAAUACACGUGUACAGCGACUAACGGAGCAGGAAACACUACCAGGGAUUUUAUAUUGAAGAUAAAUGGAAACCUUAAUUGUGAUUUGGAUCACCGUGACAUGUGUGGGUGGGCGUCUGAUACCUCCAACGCGGCGGACACGUGGCAAUUCCACUCCGGGAACACAGCCUCGAGCAACACGGGGCCGAGCAACGACCACACAAAGGGCACAAGCAAUGGUUUAUACCUAUACCUGGAGGCGUCCGGUAAAGCCCCUAACGCUACAGUGGUCCUCAUGUCGCCUACCCUCCCAGCACUGAAUGAUGUCUGUCUGAAGUUCUGGUACAACAUGAAUGGAUUGGAGAUUGGUGGUCUGAACGUUUACACUAAGGAUUGCCAAGGUGUUAAAUCGAACAUCAUUUCUUACGUUGGCGACAAGGGUGACAUAUGGCAACAGAGUUGUUCAAAAAUCCUUCCGCUGAGUUAUGAGUACAACCUAUACAUAGAGGGCGUUGUAGGCACUGGUUUUCGUGGAGAUAUUGCUAUCGACGACAUUAAAUUAUCAGCAGGAAGCUGUGGAUGUUCCUCCAGUACCUCCGGUUCAGUCAACGCUUCGUGUGACUUUGAAACCGAUCUCUGUGGGUGGACUCAGGAUACCAUACCCGCUGACGACUUUGAUUGGACACUUAACAGUGGCCCUACAGCCUCUGUCGACACAGGGCCGAGCGGGGACCAUACAACAGGGACUGGACAGUACGUUUAUAUCGAGGCGUCCAGUCCUAACUCCAGUGGAGAUGUUGCUCACCUGGUGUCACCCGCCCUGAAUGCUGGUCAAUCGUACUGCCUGGACUACUGGUACCAUAUGUUUGGCGCCAACGUAGGCACAAUUACUGUGUACACACAGGCCAUGCGUACUAAAACACGCCUGCGCACACUGGAUCUUCAGUAUGGAAACAGGGGAGACCACUGGGUGCACAACCGUGUAGACGUUACCAUGGAGACACUGCCGUUUAACGUAGUGAUAUCGGGUGCGGUGGGAACCGACUACUCUAGCGACCUCGCUUUGGAUGAUAUCAAAUUGUCGCCUGGCGCUUGCUAAUAAAAUAAAUUUAUCAAAGGUC